AUGCCGGGUGGAGGGAUGGAUGGAGGGAUGGAUGGAUGCACGGUGCGGGCCUCUCACCGGUGCACGCUUGUGCCAGAGCCAAAAAUAGCCGGUGAUGCUCGGCUCCCGCGGCGGGGAAGCGAUGAUGUCAUUCGCCGCCAAUCACCGGCGGCCCCGAAGAGCAGCACGGAGGAGUGGGAACCUCACUUGGCUUCUGAUUUUGGUGUGGUGGCACCCUUGGGGUUGGCACUUGGCAUCUCCAUCCAGCCUUACUGCCGGCACAGCGGUGUGCAGCAGGGUGAGCUUCCUGGUUCCCCAUCCCACAGCCUCCAAUUCUGCCUUCAUCCUCUUGCAGGUGCCCUCGGCUCAAGGGAGGAACCCGAGUUUGUGACCGCUCGUGCUGGCGAGAGCGUGAUCCUGGGAUGCGACGUCAUCCACCCGCUGACGGGACAGCCACCUCCCUAUGUGGUGGAGUGGUUCAAGUUCGGUGUCCCCAUCCCCAUCUUCAUCAAGUUUGGGUUUUACCCUCCCCAUGUCGACCCAGGAUAUGCAGGCAGGGCCAGCCUGCACGACAAGGCGUCCCUGCGCAUUGAGCAGGUGCGCUCUGAGGACCAGGGCUGGUACGAGUGCAAAGUGCUGAUGCUGGACCAGCAGUACGACACCUUCCACAACGGCAGCUGGGUGCACCUGACAGUCAAUGCACCCCCCACCUUCACGGAGACACCACCGCAGUACGUGGAGGCAAAGGAGGGCAGCAGCAUCACCCUGACCUGCAUGGCAUUCGGCAACCCCAAGCCCAUCGUCACCUGGCUGCGAGAGGGCGAGCUGCUGGCUGCUGGCCCCAAGUACCAGGUCAGUGAUGGCAGCCUGACGGUGCUUUCUGUCAGUCGGGAGGACAGAGGUGCCUACACCUGCCGGGCAUACAGCAUCCAGGGGGAAGCUGUGCACACCACACGUCUGCUGGUCCAGGGACCUCCCUUCAUCGUUUCCCCUCCGGAGAACAUCACAGUGAACAUCUCUCAGGAUGCACUGUUCACCUGCCAGGCCGAGGCGUAUCCUGGGAACCUCACCUACCUGUGGUACUGGGAGGAGGAGAACGUCUACUUCAAGAACGACCUGAAGCUGAGGGUGCGGAUCCUGAUUGAUGGCACGCUGAUCAUUUUCCGGGUGAAGCCAGAAGAUGCUGGAAAAUACACCUGUAUCCCCAGCAACAGCCUGGGCCGCUCGCCGUCCGCCUCCGCCUACCUGACUGUGCAGUAUCCUGCCCGUGUGGUGAACAUGCCCCCCAUCAUCUACAUUCCCAUCGGGAUCCACGGUUACAUCCGCUGCCCCGUGGAGGCAGAGCCCCCGGUCACGCUGGUCAAGUGGAACAAGGACGGCCGACCCCUGCGCAUCGAGAAGUACUCUGGCUGGAACCUGCUGGAAGAUGGGUCGAUCCGAAUUGAGGAGGCAACCGAAGAUGCUCUCGGCACUUACACCUGUGUGCCUUAUAACGCCCUGGGUACGAUGGGCCAGUCUCCCCCUGCCCGACUGGUACUGAAGGACCCCCCCUAUUUCACGGUGCUACCAGGCUGGGAGUACAGACAGGAGGCAGGGAGGGAGCUGUUGAUUCCUUGUGCUGCUGCGGGAGACCCCUUUCCUAUCAUCGCCUGGAGAAAGGUAGGGAAGCCCAGCAGGAGCAAGCACAACACGCUGCCCGGCGGCACCCUGCAGAUCCGCUCCCUUGGCAAGGACGACCAUGGCGAGUGGGAGUGCAUCGCCACCAACGUCGUCGCAAGCAUUACUGCCAGCACUCACCUUACAGUUGUAGGCACAAGCCCUCAUGCCCCUACCAGCGUGCAUGUUGUGGUUGCCAUGACCUCUGCCAAUGUCUCCUGGGAGCCCGGCUACGACGGUGGAUAUGAGCAGACUUUCUCAGUUUGGUACGGCCCUCUGAUGAAGAGAGCCCAGUUUGGCCCCCAUGACUGGCUGUCUCUCCCUGUGCCAGCUGGUUCCAGUUGGCUACUGGUGGAUACAUUGGAACCGGAGACCGCAUACCAGUUCAGUGUCUUGGCUCAGAACAAGCUGGGCACCAGCUCCUUCAGUGAGGUGGUCACUGUGAACACUCUAGCAUUCCCUGUAACAACUCCAGAGCCUCUGGUGUUGGUUACCCCACCGAGGUGCCUAACAGCCAACCGGACACAGCAAGGCGUCCUCCUGUCAUGGCUUCCUCCUGCUAACCACAGCUUUCCGAUUGACCGCUACAUCAUGGAGUUCCGCAUUGGGGAGAGGUGGGAGAUCCUGGACGAUGCCAUCCUUGGGACCGAGAGCGAGUUCUUUGCCAAGGACUUGUCCCAGGACACUUGGUAUGAGUUCCGGGUCCUGGCAGUCAUGCAAGAUCUCAUCAGCGAACCCAGUAACGUUGCUGGUGUGUCCAGUACAGACGUAUUCCCUCAGCCUGACCUGACGGACGAAGGUUUAGCCCGCCCGGUGCUGGCUGGCAUCGUUGCCACCAUCUGCUUCCUGGCUGCUGCCAUCCUCUUCAGCACACUCGCCGCCUGCUUUGUCAACAAGCAACGCAAACGCAAACUGAAGCGCAAGAAAGACCCUCCUCUCUCGAUAACCCACUGCAGGAAGAGUUUGGAGUCCCCGUUGUCUUCUGGCAAGGUGAGUCCGGAGAGCAUCCGCACGCUCCGUCCCCCCUCCGAGUCCUCUGACGACCAAGGCCCACAGGCCAAGCGGAUGCUGAGCCCCACCAAGGAGAAGGAGCUCUCCCUCUACAAGAAAACCAAGCGAGCCAUCAGCAGCAAGAAGUACAGCGUCUCCAAGGCGGAGGCCGAAGCUGAGGCCACCACCCCCAUCGAGCUCAUCAGCCGCGGACCGGAUGGCCGCUUUGUCAUGGACCCGGCGGAGAUGGAGCCCUCGUUGAAGACGCGGAGGAUCGAGGGCUUCCCCUUCGUGGAGGAGACAGACAUGUACCCCGAGUUCCGGCAGUCGGAUGAGGAGAACGACGACCCUGUCGUCCCAGCCUCCGUCACGGCCCUCAAGGCCCAGCUCACCCCUCUCUCUUCCAGCCAGGAGUCCUACCUUCAGCCACCAGCAUACAGCCCCCGGUUCCACCGGGCACUGGAGGGUCCCGGCGCCCUGCAGGCCACAGGCCAGGCCCGCCCGCCGGCCCCCCGGGCUUUCCACCACCAGUUUUACGGUUACCUCAGCAGCAGCAGCCCCGGGGAGGUGGACCCGCCGCCCUUCUACAUGCCAGAAGUCAGCCCUCUGAGCUCAGUCAUGUCCUCCCCGCCGCUGCACCCCGAGGGGCCCUUUGGACACCCCACCAUCCCCGAGGAGAACGGGGAGAACGCCUCCAACAGCACGCUGCCCCUGGCCCAGACCCCCACGGGGGGCCGGUCCCCCGAGCCCUGGGGGCUCCCCUUCGGCAGCCUGGAAGCGUCCCCCGCGACAACGUUCCCUCCUCAGCUCCAGCAGUGCGAGGCGGUGGCCGAGGGCUCCCAGCCCACCGGUUGUCUUCCUCGGGGGCCGCCUCCUUCCUCUCUUCAGGUCGUCCCCGCGUCCUACCCGGGCAUCCUGCCCCUGGAGGCACCAAAGAGUUGGACUGGCAAGUCACCCAGCAGGGGCCAACCCUCUGUGCCCACCACCACCAAGUGGCAGGACAAACCUAUGCAACCCAUGGGAUGUCAAGGGCAGCUAAGACAUACCAGUCAAGGUAUGGGCAUACCUGUGUUGCCUUACCACGAACCGUCCGAGCCCGUCGGCCACAGCGGCACAAGCACAUUCAGCCUGGACACCAGGUGGUACGAGCCCCAGCCCCGACCUCGGCCCAGCCCUCGGCAGGUCAGGAGGGCCGAGCCCAGUUUACAUCAGGUGGUGCUACAACCUUCGAGGCUUUCUCCUCUGACCCAAAGCCCCCUCAGCUCCCGCAACAGCUCCCCGGAGCUGACCGCCCGCGCCAGGCCCCGUCCGGGCCUCAUCCAGCAGGCUGAGGUGUCAGAGAUCACCCUGCAGCCCCCCGCAGCGGUCAGCUUCUCCCGCAAGUCCACGCCGUCCACCGGAUCCCCCGCACCGAGCAGCCGGGGGGAGAGCCCCAGCUACCGACCUGCCACGGCCUUCACCUCGCUGACCACCGGCUUUUCUGGCUCCCAGGGCUCCUCCCUGCCCGCGGACACCAUGGAUGUUUUUGGAGACAUCCCCUCUCCAAGGAGGGCUAGCGAGGAGAUUCUCAGACCGGAGCCCACAUCGACAACGGUAGCCACCUCGGGAAAACGUCCAUCUCCGUCCUGGGACGCUGCUGCACCUGAGAGGCUCGAAGCUCUGAAAUACCAGCGGAUAAAGAAGCCCAAAAAGUCAUCCAAGGGCUCCUCGAAAUCCAGAAAACAAUCCAACGGCUCUGCCUCCCAGGUUCAGCACCUUCCCAGCUCUCAGGUACUGUGGCCUGACGAGGCUGUCUGCCUCCGAAAGAAGAAGAGACACCCUCGUCAGGACCCCUUUGCCCGCCUCUCGGCGCUGAAGGACGACCUCUGCCACCGGCAGCUCCCCGAGGACCAGACAGCCAUCCUCAACAGUGUGGACCACGACGACCCCAGCGGGCACGCCACUUUGCUUUAGCCUCAUGCUGACCCAAGAGAAGGUUAAAAGGGAGAGGGUAGAGGGAGCUGAAACCUCGACUGCGUGCACGCCGGGGUUGGGCAGCUCGUGGCAAGGAUGAGCUGGGGUGACCGGGGUGGGUUGAGGUCUAAAGGGGGGGGAUGCCAGGGGCUUCUCAGAUCUGCAUCUCUCCCUUAAAGCUUUGGUGAGAUGGGGAGGGGGUGUCACACCUCUGUUUCAGAGAGUUUUCAGAUGUAAAAGGCAUAGAUGGAGAUUCUGACAUCUGCUUCUGCAGGUUGUGUGUAGGUGGAAGUUGUGAGAUUAAGCAGCCGGCCCUGAAUUGAAAGAAGGAAUUAUGUGACACGAGGUGUAAUCGAUUGACAAGGAACUAACAACCCAACUAGCUAACAGCUGGUAAUCCCAUGAAUCUGAUUAUGAUAAAGUACAUCCAAAUGGUCCCAGGAAAGCUGCAACUGUGAAAUCUCCUUGCCUCUCCCUGCCCAGCCUCCCAAUACGUGAAGAUAACAGCAGCAGCGUCACUGACAUCUUUCCUUGCCUAUCUCUGAACGGGAAAACUGGAAAGACCCCAUGGCUUCACGCCAGCCUGAGAAGUCAUACAUCACAAUUUCUCUGUGCAUAUGCAUUUGAACCUUGUUAACAUGUACCAAACCCUUUGCAAGCACGCAGGUAUGGAGCCGUUUGCAUCCAUGGGUGGUUUCCCCUCAAAGUCUGGUUUGUGCCAGCUUUGAUGAGGGUGGUUUUGACCAAUUCUUCCUGACGCUCCGUGUAUCACUAACAUAUGUUCCUCAGUGCUGUGCAGAAAUGUGAUUGCUCACUAUGGUCAUGUUUGUAAUCUCUGUUCAUAACUGCAGAACGGGGAGAUGCUGCUGUAGGUGUGUGAGCGAGCAGGGUUUCACCGUGUGUUCCCAAAAGCCCCUGUGGCCAACGUGACCCUGAGCCAGGGCAGCUGGAAAAGUCCAGCUCUGUGGGUCGCGAUGGACGGCUGCUCCAAGCACAAAGCUCAGCCCAGCAUUUGGCAUCAUUUUGAAAUGUGUUGCUGCUGGUUUCACUGUCCACCCCUUCUCCCUCCCGUUCCAGCCCGGCUGUGUAGGUGACCUGUGACACCUGCUUUGGGAUUUAUCCCUCCCUUUGCCCAUCCGAGGAGACUCGCUGUUCCCCUCUUGGUAAUGCUGUUCUAACUCUUCACCAGAAUGUAUUUCCUCUUCCUAGGGUAGGUUCAUUUGGCAACUGAUGUUUCUCUGGGUUAUGUAGGCCUUUUCUCAGCAGGAAAGCUGCAGCCUGCUCCAAGAACACCGGGCUUCUCUUUCCUGCUCUGCCUCCACUAUCGAACUGCGUGGCCUUGGGCAAGUCACUGAACCUCUCUGUGCCUCAGUUCUCCCAUCUGUAAAAUGGGGAUAAGUCAUAUUUAAGCACUUUUGUAAAGCACUGGGCUGCCCACGAGCAGCAAGUGCUACGUAUGUGCUGAGUGCUAUUACUACCGAGUGAUCCCUACCUUUAAGACACUUAGAGAUUUUUUUAUUUUAUUUUAAGUGGUAAGAUCAAACACUGCAUCCAGGUUUGCACACUUCUUCCUCUCUAGCAAAGUGCUAAACCCGCCAGCCUGCCUGGGAAUAAACACCAAUAUCACGUGGAUGUUCUUGCUUUAAGCUGAUGCAGGCUGUUAGAAAAAGAGAAUCCAAAAGCCUGCAGGCAUUGCCAUUUGCAUACAAAACUCUUGUUUAUUCCUAGGUAGAAUUGCCAAGAGAUGCUCUGCAAUCUUGCCUUUAAUUGUGAUUUGCCUUGGUUAUUGCUCUUGCUGCUGGUUGAACCUCAAAGGGCUUUGAUAUUUGGAGAAACAUGCGACCUCUCAGCUUCCCGACCAGAGUGAAAGGUCAGGGCAUGGCAGUGAGAACAAGCCAAGCUUCCAGGGAGGUUUUAGGUACAAAUCUGUUGAUCAGCCUGCCUAGAAAUUUCUAUUUUUAAAUGAAACUGUGCUUUGUCUUCCACCGAGAUGUUCAGAAACCUGAUGAAAGCAGAGCACGACGUCUUUUUUCAAAUCUCAAAGCCCUGACUUAGGCUCGAACCACUUGACAGAAUCCUCUAAUCGAUGAUGAGAUAUUUUCAAGCUUUAACAACUUCCUUUAGGUGGUCUUCAAACCGUGAGCAAGUUUGUCUCGGGAAGGAGGGAGGGUGUCUUAGAGGUGCCUCUCUCUUUCAUGCCAUCAACCACCAGAGUGAGACUUCAACUUCGCUAACAGUAUAACAGAGUAUUUCUUUUAUUUGAGUGUGUUUUAGGGCUUGACCUAGAAUCCACUUGGAUCUGAAUUGAUUUAAUGCCAUUUGCCUGCUUGGCAGUGGGACAAACUUGUGGGUGACUUCAGCUCGCUGGUGUGAGAGGAGCUGAUGUCGGCCCCAGACCUUAGCUGAUGUGGAAGCAGGCUUAGCCCCAGGGCUCACCUCCCUGCUGUCCCCAAGGCUGCCCGCUGGCACCGGCCCUGGCCACCCUCGCUGCACAGACCCUACAGGUGAUGGUGACUGGGGAUGCUCAGUGGUGUGGUGCCCUGUGGGUGGGGGGUGUGGAGGCUCUGUGCCGGCUGGACCGCAGCUUGCUUGCUCUUCUUUUGGCUCUCGUUGCCUGGACCUCUCUAGCAGGUUUCCUUGUUCAUUUGAACGCUUUCCAAGCUCAAAUUUGCUCUGCCUGUUUGCACGGGCAAGGCAGUGUCUUUGGGCUCUCAAGGCUGGGGGACCGUGCCCCCAUCCUGCUGCAAAGAGGAGGAUCUGGAGUGCAGGAAGGUUGACGGAGUGCGCCAGCUUGCUUGGUCAAUCUUUUGAGAGUUUGUUUUCCUUUUUCAGGUGUUUUGAGCCGAUGGGCCCUCUGCUUUUCAUUGUCUUCGACCUUUAAAGGCUGGAGCUGCAGCCCUCUCUCUUUCAGCCGUGUACCUGCCACGCUGCUGCAGUGGGAAAUCCCGCCGGGGCUCCUCAUGGACGCGGCUCUUCCCUAAACCAUCCCUACCUCCUUUCCCCGCUAGACCGAGUUACCUUCCAAUAGACUCUUGCCACGUGCUGGGCCGUGCUUUGGCAGAUGGGCUCGCCUCUUGCUUUGGCAACCUCCUCGCUUCUCCCAGCUCUGGUUUCCAUGCCCUUCAGGGGUUUCUCUCCUCUGCUCCCGCGGACCUGGGACAUCGAAGCUGAUGAUGCCAACCAUUUUCCCCCAUUCCAUCCCUGUUUGAACUCCGUUUUUGUUUUGAUGGUUUGCAAACACGGCUGCUGCUGCUGCUGCUUUUCCUUUUUCUUUUAUGCUGCAAAAUAUAUCUUGAUUUUUUUUAUCUUUCUGGGCCAAACUCUCUUAUUUUGUAAGUUUGUCCUAGGGUAGAUGGUUCUUGCUUUAUUGGCAAACAUAAGAUCCGUUCCUCCUUGCACGUUGCAAAAGUGAUGUGUUUCACCAGGUCUCAUGCAAAGAGCUGGGCUGUGGUGGAGGAAACACCUCUGAAUCACUGUAGUGAUUCUCAGAAAAAGCUGUGGUGAGGACACAAGCUGAAUGUGUCCGUGCAAUUAACCCCAGUUUUUGGGGUCCCGGUGCUGCAGGUGGGUGAGAGUGCUGCAGCUCCGUGCUUUAGUUUCCCAUGGGCUCUGCAGCCAGGCUGUGGGGCUGGAGGAGCACUGAGGCUGCUGCAGGUUUGUUUUGAAAGCAUCAGCAAGUGAGAAAUGGGCAGGAUUCAGCUGCCCCGAGCUGGGGAGUGGAUAAUGCAGGGAGGUAUAUGGACAAGGGCAUUGUGAUCUAGUUUUGGUGGGCACCAGACUGUUGUUCCUGCGUGCAUUUCCUUGUCAGCUCAUCCAUGCAUGGAGGCUGGAGAUAGCUGUGUUUGUGGUGGAGUUUUGCUGGGCAGCUCUGCAGACUGCAGGGAACGGCUCGCUGAUUUGUGCAUGGCAGCGGUGCUCAGUAAGGUGAGUUGUGCAUGUUAAAUGGGCUGCUUGGAGCAUGGUUUGGCAGCUGGGAGUCACUGCUGUUCCCAGCUCUGCCGAUGGCUUCCUUUGAGCCUGCAGGCAAGUUGCUUCAGCACUCUGCCUCGAUUUCCCCAUCGCUAUAAAAGGAAUAACAGCAAUGCUGUACCUACCUCCAGGGAUGCUGAGGGCCCAGGGCUUGUGGUCAGCACUCCAGCAAACCUCCCAGCAGGGCUGGGUCGUGGCUAAUGGCAUCAGGGCACGACGCGUGCCUUAAUGCUGCACAUCUCUCACAGUUAGGACAGAAUCUGCUUGGCGGUUUGGUUUCUCCUCCUCCUUAAGGCAGCGAUGCAGAAUUCGGUUUUCUUUGAGUUUUGGGUUGGUUUCCCCAUGUGCUUUCGGCUGCAGUUCUUGGCUCGGGGUGUUUUUCAGAUGACAGUGAUUCCUCCACAGCCCGCUUGGGCUCGCUGCAGAGCUGGCAGAGCUGCUGCUUUUUUGUGGAAGGGAACAUUUUCAGGGAGCCAGCAUAAAAAGUGAUGUAUAUAUGAGAUAUAAAUACAUAGAGAAGUGUAGGAUGAGGGUAGAUAUGUAUGCAGAAGUCCGGUAUAUUUGCAUGUAAAGGGUAUGUUUGUCUGUAGUGGGAGUGUUGGUGGAGGGGGAGGGGAUUGAGAUGGACAAAGCCAGGCAGAGCCUGGGGAGGAUUUGGGAAUGGAUGGGCACAGGGCACCUCUCUGCCUGACCUUCAUGCGUCCCCAUCCCUGCUACACAGGAUCUGGGUGUCCUUUUUUUCCCUUUUUAUUCAAUCAUGCUCCUCCCCCCGGUGUUUUUUUGUUUGUUUGCUGUAUGGUAUGUGAUUCAUUACUGGACCAUGGGAGUUGGAAAGUAGGAGUGAAGAGCCUCUUACCUGCACACAGGGCAGGAGCAUCACAUUCCUCAUCUUCCAUGUCACUGCAGUCAUUCAAAGAGGAAGCAACACCGUGCAGAACCCCUUAUCUAAAAUCCCUGUAGGUGCUGUUCUCUGAUUACUCCUGUUAAAGCAUUUUGCUUUGCAUCUGUUCUUUCCAGAAGAGCAUGACUCAGAAGUGAUGAGAGGAAUGUGGCUAAAUGGGUUGAGAACUGCUGUGCUGGCCGUGCUCAGGCUGUCCCAGAGGUAAUGGCUCCACAGGCCAGGAUGUUCUGCCUCCCCCCUGGUUGCCACAUUGUCUUUUUUUUUAACUCAUUAGCAGGACUUUUGGGAUAAGGGGAUUCAUCCACCAAAGGCAUUGCUGGAGGUACCUUAGCAAUGGCUUGCCUGAUGCGCUGUAGCAUUGCUGCUUCAUGCAUCGAACCAAAAGCCCCUUGCAGAGCACAAAGCAAGGCUGGUCCUGCUGUGGGAAUGCAGGCAGCACCCGUGGCCCAAAAUUGCAGGUGUGCAGUGGCUGAGUUUGGGCUGGAUACCCAAUGCUCUCCAGGGAGUCCAUCACAGCACUGCUUGGGCACGGGGUCCCUUAUAAAGGGACACUGACUCCUGUUCUCAUCCUUCAGCUUAGUUUCUGGUUUCUUUUGCUGGACUUCCCUUUGCCUGUCUUUGCAGAGGAGGACAGGCUGCGCUGAAUCCGUAGGGGAAACGCAUGAGCCAAGUACUGGAGGUCAGAGUGAUGGUGUGUGUGAUUUGGCAAGCUGUGCGUGCAAGAGAAGAAAGCUGAACGUUAUUCCCAAUAUCUGUGUGUCCCCUGUGUCACUGCCACGUGGCAAGGACUGGUGCACAGCUCCUGGUCCCUUGGAGAGGCCAGAGAAGGGACCCUGCUCCCUUCUGCAAGUGACUGGGAUGAGUCAGGGCCACCCGGUGCAUUAUUUCCCUGCUUUCCCUGUUUAAGUGUUUCCAUCUGGCAAGCCUGUGCUGUCUGAACUGUCUGUCCCUCGUCGUUGCUUGGCACAGAGUCUCACCCAGCAGUGCAGGGUAACCUCAGGACGUGUGCCGACAAGCAUCCCGAAUCCCCAGGGCUCUGGGUGUUUUUUGAUACGUGCAUGGAUGGAAGAAGAACCGUAGAUGGGGAGAGGGUGGGCAAGAGAGAAGGGAGGGCAGAUGGGUUGGUCCAGGCUUAGGGGUUUUGGAUAUUGCAAGCAUGCACUGUAGUGGUAGGUAAGGAUCUUUAUACUGGUUUCAAUGGGGCACAGGGGGGCUGGAGUCCUUUUUUUUUUUUUUGCACUGGAUGGAGCAGGAGGGCCUAUGAUGACCCCCUGUGAGGCUGGGGGCUCUGGGGACAGCAAGGCAUGGAGAAGGGGCUGCUGGCACACGCAUGGACAACAGCCAGCCUCUCAUUGCCAUGGGGAGGAGGAGAGUUUGCCCAGGAUAUUUUGGUUUACCAUCGAAAUACCAAUUUCUCUCCUGGGGAGAGUUUUGUUCCAGUUCUCUUGGGGUUACAGGUGACCAAGAGGGCUGCCCAGGGGCUGCCCAUCAUCCUGGAACAGCUCCAUCCUGUGCUCUCAAAGCCCCUCUGAUUUCUACUCCCCCCAACCCCGCACUUAAAACAAAG
This is a messenger RNA of Meleagris gallopavo (turkey), 11015 nucleotides long. NCBI's taxonomy places the organism in Eukaryota, Metazoa, Chordata, Aves, Galliformes, Phasianidae. The record is from RefSeq and is a predicted model, not a curated record.